Molecule: messenger RNA, 204 nt
Organism: Iphiclides podalirius (scarce swallowtail)
Lineage: Eukaryota; Metazoa; Arthropoda; Insecta; Lepidoptera; Papilionidae
Source: the annotation of a GenBank genome assembly
AUGCACCCUUUAUCAGAUCAUUUCGUACUGUCUUAUUACGCGUUGUGUCCAAAACUUCAAGACGCGAAGCUUUACGCUCCGGUAAUUCCCCCGCCUGUGGACGUCGCUGCGAUUCCGAACGAUAGAGAGAAGCGCGCCAAAGCCGCAGAAUCUCGACAAAAGCACGGCUCGCAGAUGGGUCCGAUUGACCACGUAGCAGAGAAU